AUGGUGGCAGAAGGCAGGGAGAUAUACGGACGUGUGGAUCGACGAGAGAACGAGGAUCGUCAUCUAUCAGAAGAUCGAUGGCACCCUGCAAAUACUUCAGUCCCUGCGAGAAGGGAUCACCGCGUCGUCACACAUCUUCUUUGGCUAUACGCCGAGAAGAGGUCAUGGGCCCUGUGGUUCCUGCCAAAGACCCCUUCGAACCUUCGCCGGCUGCCCAAGAUCGUACGAGAAAGCGGAACGCCUGAAUCAUCUCAUCACACUGGUCACACCGAGACGGGCUGUGACGCACGCCGAGAUAUUGUUCGACGUGCCAUCUAUAGGAGAUCAAUGACUGGGUGCAGGUUGAAUCGCGAGACUUGUUCCCUGAGGAGAUCUGAUUCCAACGAGGUGAGACCUUUGGCUGAGGAGAUGGAAGCUCUGAUGCGUCUCGUAGAUGAUGCCAGAUUCGCAAUGUUUCCCACUACCGCGAAGGGUUCUCAGAAGCAGCCGAAGGUUUGUAGAGAAGACGCCAGGGAUGAGAUGUUUGUGACUGCGGCAAGAGACACUAGGGAGUCACAUUCAGAAGGGGCUGGGCCGCCUUUCGCACGAGAGGAGACGGACCAGCACCGCGUAGCGCACAACGACCACGAGGCACAUGGCCGCGCUCAUCGCAGGCUGUGCGACAGCGACAAGAAACGGACCCACGUGCGGAGGCAACACGAGGAAUUACGGGAGAAACAUCCCAAGCUCGGGCAGCGUCGGAGGAUUGAAAUUGGCGAGGAGGUGGAGGAGGAGAAGGAGAAGGCGGGUUCGCGACUGGGCAAUGCGGGACGCAGCCAAGACCGGCGUGACCAGGAGCAGCGGCGCCACGAAGGGGGAGGGAUGGUCCGCAGGCGAAGGAUUCCCGGAGAUGGCAGUCGGAAGAAGCUUGUAUUCGCUGCAGUCCCCGCUCGCAAUCGCUCUCCCACGAACCCCGUCAAAGGCUCCCCAGGCCAGGUCGUCGGAAUGUCUCUGGGCCCUUCCAGCCCGGAUGCCGGCAACGAGGAUCGGCGGUCUGAAAGGAGACCCGGCAGCUUGCUGCAUGAAGAGGAGAAAAUAUCGGUAUGGGAGGCUCGGCAGGAGACACUUGCUACCUUGGAGGGAAGAAGCUGA
Colletotrichum abscissum is the source of this 1131-nucleotide messenger RNA. RefSeq lists its product as uncharacterized. Lineage: Eukaryota; Fungi; Ascomycota; Sordariomycetes; Glomerellales; Glomerellaceae. Bases 1 to 1131 code for a protein of 376 amino acids. The record is from RefSeq and is a predicted model, not a curated record. The transcript is spliced from 2 exons.